Peromyscus maniculatus bairdii (prairie deer mouse) is the source of this 2529-nucleotide messenger RNA. RefSeq names its product aldo-keto reductase family 1 member D1 (gene Akr1d1). The record is from RefSeq and is a predicted model, not a curated record. Gene Ontology annotation, molecular function: Delta4-3-oxosteroid 5beta-reductase activity. Lineage: Eukaryota; Metazoa; Chordata; Mammalia; Rodentia; Cricetidae. Gene Ontology annotation, biological process: bile acid biosynthetic process.
GCAUGGGGCUGAGUUGACCUAAUGUUUAAUCUCUGGAAAGGCCUGGACUGUGGCAUUGAUCUUCUACUAACUAAAGAAUCACUACUAGAAACUUGAAGCUCCAGCUCCCUUCUCCACAAUGAACCACAGUGCUACAAACCAUCGAAUACCUCUAAGUGAUGGGAACAGCAUUCCUAUCAUUGGGCUUGGUACCUACUCAGAUCCUGCACCGGUCCCUAGAGAGACCUAUCUGGCGGUGAAAAUGGCCAUUGACGAGGGGUACCGGCACUUUGAUGGGGCCUACCUCUACAAAAAUGAACAUGAAGUCGGCGAGGCCAUCAGAGAAAAGAUAGCAGAAGGGAAGGUGAAGAGGGAGGAGAUUUUCUACUGCGGAAAGCUGUGGGCUACAGAUCACAUCCCAGAGUUGGUCCGCCCAGCCCUGGAAAGGACACUAAAGGGCCUCCAGCUGGAUUAUGUGGACCUUUUCAUCAUUGAAAUACCCAUGGCCUUUAAGCCUGGAAAGGGAAUGUAUCCUCGGGAUGAAAAUGGCCAAUGGUUAUACCACAAAUCAGAUCUGUGUGCCACUUGGGAGGCACUGGAAGCUUGCAAAGAUGCUGGCUUGGCGAAAUCCCUCGGGGUAUCCAAUUUUAACCGCAGGCAGCUGGAGCUCAUCUUGAACAAGCCAGGACUCAAGUACAAGCCAGUCACCAACCAGGUGGAGUGCCACCCAUAUUUUACCCAAGAGAAACUCUGGAAGUUUUGCCAGCAGCACGACAUUGUUAUUGUUGCAUAUAGUCCUUUGGGGACCUGUCGGAACCCAAGCUGGGUGAAUGUGUCUUCUCCAUCCUUGUUAAAGGAUGAACUUUUAAUCUCAUUGGGGAAGAAGUAUAACAAGACAGCAGCUCAAAUUGCACUGCGUUUCAACAUCCAGCGAGGGAUGGUUGUCAUCCCUAAAAGCUUUAAUCACAAAAGGAUCCAAGAAAACUUUCAGAUCUUUGACUUUUCUCUCACUGAAGAAGAAAUGAAGGACAUUGCCGCCUUGAAUAAAAAUAUCCGCUUUGUGGAGUUGCUCAUGUGGAGUAACCAUCCUGAAUACCCAUUUUAUGAUGAAUACUGAACAUCGACAGUUCUUCAAAAGAGUUUUUUCCUCUCAUUCAGGAGCUUGAGCUGGGUAAUCCUCUCCAAGUAUAUGAGAUCUUACGAUCCUCAGAAGAAGUUGAAUAAAACACACCAUGCUUAAUUUUUGUAUAGUAUGAACUCAACUUAGCUCUGAUGAAGAAAAAAAAAAAGAUUUAAUCUAUCUAAAAAGUUCUUUGAAAGUGCUUUGCUGGUAUUUUUAGAUGGAUGUCUUAUAGGUUGUUGAUGGAAAACAUUAAACUUUACUUCAAAAGUGGCAUAUAAAAGCAAAUUCUAACUCAUGAAUAUGAAACUAUUAUAGGAAGUCUGCAUUAUUUAGCCUUUGGCAGGACAGGAAAGAAGUUUAUAGCUGGCAUGCUUCCAGAUGUUGACCAUGACUUUGACCUCCUAAAGGUUUGGGCCAUUGGUUGCAAGACAGACACAGCUAAGACAGAAAUUUACAUGCCAUUAUUAACACACCUUGAGUACAGAGAUAACUAGAAGUCUAGAAAAGUCUUAAAGAAAAAUAUACAGUAGGUUGUCCAAGGGUUGUAGGGUCAUGUUGGAGUGCUUGCCUGGCAUGCUGGAGACCCCAGUGAGGGUGGGGUGGGGCCUAUUAGCAAAACCAUAAUGAUUCUUCUAUUAUUUGUUUCCAUCCAGUGUGCCCAUUCGGCAUUUACUGUGCUUGAAAGAUGAAAAGUAUUGAUUCUUUCUUAAAUUUUUUGUUAUUCAGGGUGGUGGGGAGUUGAGACUGGGUUUCAUGUAAUCCAGACUGCCCACAUUCUUGCUGUGCAUCUGAUACCAGACUUAAAUUCUGAACCCAUGAUCUCUAUUACAUUUUUAAGGGCCUGAGCUUCCACAUGAUUGGUAAGCAGUACUUGUACUCUGUUAUAAUCAUUCUUGCUCACAUUCAUCAAGAAAACUAUCAUGUAAAGUGGCUAGAAAAACCAACAUAUACAAAGCAAGCUUUUUAAACUCAAAAUGGUCUAAAGAUGGUGAUUUUAAAUGAAUGAAUUUUUAAAGGAGGAUUUGAGAAAUACUAGAAGAUAAGGUCUUUAAAAACUGCUUUUAGAAAGGCUUAAGAAUAUAUUUUGAUGAAGUUACAAGUUCUAAAAGAACAUGGAUAAUUUUAUUAUAUAUAAACUUUUAAGAAGUAAAUUAAAUGAUUACAAUUGUAUCUAGCUUUAAUUUAACUAGAAAAAUAAAGUAUAUUUGUUUGUAUUAGAUCACUUUCAAAGGGUGAGAGAAUUCUUCAAAAAUCAUAUAUUUCCAGUAUUGAUAGAUAAAAUUGAAUGACCCAAAGAGACAUUUUUGAGAAAUUAUGAGUUAAAAAUGUGAUUACAUGAAUUAUUUUUCCCAUUAUUAAUGUUAACAAUGCUGUUCUCUGAAAAAUAUUUUAUUUACAAGAUUAAUAAAGUAUGACGAUUUGCUCUA